ACACGGUCUGGAAAGGUGGCAGGAUUUUAGUUGAAACCUCCACUCUGUCAGACAUGCGCAAGAGCAGAAGCUUCUCCACCGCUGCGCCGCGUUUCCGCCUUGGGUGAGCAAACGCGGGCGCACACAGUCCGAGAGGGGCGGGGAGUGAAGCCGAGACGCAGUGGCGGUAGAGAGGGGAGACGCAGCAAGCACGGAUUCGAGCAAAUUGUACGCCAGCCUCCACGUUUCCCCCCCACCCCUCCUCAGAGAGGCGACCUGUGCGGCGCGCGCCGGAGCCUUCCCAGCAUGGACACUGCGCUAAAGGAGAGGCACUAAGAUGUGACGCUCGCGGGACAAGAUCAGGGGAGACAGAGAGCGCGCGUGCGCGUGUCUGUGUGUGCGUGCUCGUGGGGAAGAAAGUGGGCUGCACUCAUCUUUCUUCUUUUUUUUUUUUUUUUUUUUUCCUCCCCCCACCCCCUGUUUGCCGGUGAUUUCAAAUCUGAGCUGCGCGGCGAGAAGAUGAAGAAGUUUAACAUCAGGAAGGUGCUGGACGGCUUGAAAGAGGCGUCCUCCUCCUCUUCCUCCUCCACGCCGUCUGUCCAAGUAGGGCCCCAGGAGAACAACCUGAUCCAGGAGACGCUCCAGUCCGAGCAUUUCCAGCUCUGUAAGACUGUCCGUCAUGGCUUCCCCCAUCAGCCGUCGUCGAUGGCUUUCGACCCCGUGCAGAAGAUCCUGGCCAUCGGUACCCAGAGUGGAGCUCUCAGAUUGUUUGGUCGUCCGGGGGUCGAAUGCUACUGUCAGCAUGAGAGCGGCGCGGCCGUCAUCCAGCUCCAGUUUCUCAUCAAUGAGGGAGCGCUGGUGAGUGCUUUGGCCGAUGACAGCGUCCACUUGUGGAACCUGAGGCAGAAAAGACCAGCAGUCCUCCAUUCCCUCAAGUUCAACAGAGAGAGAAUAACUUUCUGCCACCUGCCAUUCCAGAGUAAGUGGCUGUACAUCGGCACAGAACGAGGGAACAUCCACAUCGUCAACGUGGAGUCCUUCAUGCUCUCAGGCUAUGUCAUCAUGUGGAACAAAGCCAUUGAACUUUCCUCCAAGUCUCACCCGGGACCAGUUGUCCACAUAAGUGAUAAUCCUAUGGAUGAAGGAAAGCUUAUAAUUGGAUUUGAGUCUGGGAUCGUGGUCCUGUGGGAUUUGAAAUCAAAGAAAGCAGACUAUCGCUACACUUACGAUGAGGUAGGCAAAUCUCACUGACUUAUUUCUUCCCUU
Messenger RNA from Poecilia latipinna (sailfin molly), 1245 nucleotides. Its product is annotated as syntaxin-binding protein 5-like. The transcript has 7 exons. Gene Ontology annotation, molecular function: myosin II binding; syntaxin binding; GTPase activator activity. Gene Ontology annotation, biological process: exocytosis; Golgi to plasma membrane transport. Gene Ontology annotation, cellular component: SNARE complex; cytoplasm; plasma membrane. Bases 499 to 1230 code for a protein of 243 amino acids. The record is from RefSeq and is a predicted model, not a curated record. Lineage: Eukaryota; Metazoa; Chordata; Actinopteri; Cyprinodontiformes; Poeciliidae.